AUGGGAUUCCCAGAACGAGACGCAGUCGCGGGGGAAGAUGACGAGGAAGCGCAAAGAGUGGCGAAUUCAGGCGCGGCGAGCAAACCGAAGAAGGUCGCGACGAAGAAUAAAGCGAAACCGGAGGGAGCGGAGAAGGUAGCGGGGGAGGAAUCUGGGGAAGGAGCGGAGGAGGAUGACGCGCUGCUGACGAAGAAGCCGUCGAAACGGCAACAGUUGAUGCAGCACUUACAAUCCCCCGUUUUUAUCACCCGGCUAGUUAUGAUGGCGUUUCUGGUGAUAGUGGUGGUGGUGCUCACAGUCGGCACGUGGUUCGCCGCCAGAACUGCCUACAGCCAAUCGCUCGACGCCGUCGCCCUUCAGCUGCGCGAGAAGACCCUAGUGGGCGUGCAGGAGCAGUUCCUGCUGUACAUAAACCGCGACCGCGACGUGCUCGUGUCGCUCUCCUCUGUGCUCGAAACCACCUUUCAGCAGCUGCGCACGUGGAACCUAACCCUUAACGAUAACCUCAGACUGGUCCGUCCGCUACUCUGGUCGUUCUUCAAGAGCUCACUCCCACACAUCACCACUCUCGGCUACUACAGCAUGACCGGCCCAUUUGUAACAUACGCACAGUACGAUCUGGCAAAACAGUCCUUCGCCUCGCAGGACGGAUCUCUCUCAAUGGUCUAUUCCAAAAACGUUCUCCCCAACUCCACCGCCCCCUGGUUCAUCCUGCCCAUAAACUCCUCCUCCGGGCUGCCCGCAAACAACACCCCGACGCCGUUCAAGCCGCUGCGGCUGGGGUCAACGGAGCUGUACCAGCAGAUCGAGCGGGGGGAGGAGAAUCUCCUGUGGACGUUCAACGCAAUUCAGGACCUGUCCGGCCCGAUGCUUGUCGCCAGCUCGGCUGUGCACAGCCCGGGGGUGACUCCCCCUGUGGGCGUGCUCAUUCUGGGGUCUUCCGUGGGCAUAGUGAACCGGUUUCUCCUGCAGGACACAAUAGAGGGCUGCGUGAUGUACAUCGGGAGCUCUGAGGGGUUCCUGGUGGCUACGUCGACAGGGGUAGCUACAUCCACUCCAACUGGGGAGGGGCGGCUGCAGCAGUUUGUGAAUGCGACUGAUGUGGAGGAUGCGACAAUUGCAGGCGUGGCGCGGUAUUUGGAGCGGGAGUUUGGGCUGCCGGCGCUGGUGGCGGGGAAUUAUAGUCUGAGCAAUGUGGAUGUGGUGGGGCGCGCGUGGUAUGUCAGCAGCAUGGGCUUCGCCGUUGAUAACCUGAAGCUGUAUCUGGUGAUCAUCCUGCCACGCACGUCCAUCAUGGGUACAGUGGAUCACGAGAUGGAGACAAUGAUCAUCGUGACAUCCUGCGUGGCGGUGGGGCUGCUGCUGCUGGGGUGGGUGGUGGUGAUCUUCCUCACGCUCUACGUGGACACGCGCAUGCGCCCCAAGGAGGAGCUGCAGCGCCAGAAGGAGGAGACGCAGCGAGCCCAGGCCGCCUCUGAGGUCAAGAGUCAAUUUCUGGCGAACAUCUCCCACGACCUGCGGACGCCCAUGGCCGGCAUCCUGGGUCUGCUAGACAUCAUGCUGUGCGACCAUCUAACAGCCGAACAAGAAGCCAACCUGAGGCAGAUGAAGUCGUGCUGCGCCUCCCUGCUGGGGCUGCUGAACAACCUGCUGGACCUGGCCAAGGUGGAGGCGGGCCGCAUGCAGCUGGAGGUGUUGGAGUUUGACAUUGUGGGCGAGCUCGAGUCACUGGUCGACAUGUUCAGCGUGCAGGGAUUGAGCAAUGGGACAGAAAUCGCGCUUGACUUGUCGGAUGACAUUGAAAGGACUGUGAAGGGAGACCCGUCCAGGGUCAGACAGGUGUUUGCGAAUCUGCUGAGCAACGCGUGCAAGUUCACGCGGAACGGGCAGGUCAUUGUGAGGGGGUGGAUGAGACACAACCCGCCACCCCACCUCCGCGACUCAGACCUGUCCAUCCCAGGGGAGAAGAAGCGCAGCGGCCACGGUCCCAGUGUGGACGCGGACGGCACGCCAGCUUCCGCCACCACCAGCGCUGCCACCGACGCUGCAGGCAGCACAGAGGGUGACACUGACACUUCAGCAGCAGCAGGCGCAGCAUCAGCAGCAGGGGGAGCAGGAGGGGGUGCAGGUGCAGCAGGGGGGGCGGGUGCGGGGGGGAAGGAGGGGGGUCGGGAGAGGCGGAUGGUGACGUUUAUGUUUGAGGUGGAUGAUUCGGGGCCGGGCAUCCCCACGCACAAGAGGCAGCUCGUCUUUGAAAACUUCCAGCAGGCCGAUGCUUCGACUAACCGCACCCAUGGCGGCACGGGGCUGGGGCUGGGCAUCGUCAAAUCCCUGGUGCAACUCAUGGGCGGGCACAUAGCCGUCGUGGACAAAGAGGGCCAACAUGGCGUGCAACUGAUGGGCGAGCACAUAGCAGUUGUGGACAAGGAGUGCUCUUCAUGGAAACGGGCGGAGUCUGGUCACACCAUGGUUUCGCCUCCUUCCACUCCCUCCCCCUUUCCGCAGGUGCAACUGAUGGGAGGGCAUAUAGCGGUGGUGGACAAGGAGGGGGCGGGAGCACGGUUCCGGUUUGACCUGUGCUUUGAGGCGCUGGACCACAGCAGCGUGUGGAAGAACAGCAUGCUGCAGCCCGAGUUCCUCCUCCCCAAGCUCACCACCGUCGAGGGCGGCCAAGUCCUCCUUGCCAUGCGCGAGGAAUCCGCCGGCGCUGCCAUCGCCUGCGCGUGGCUGGAGCGACGGAAGCUGCACGUGUGGCGGGCCACGCAGUGGGGCGAUAUCAUGCCGGCCGUCUCGUCUAUGCUUGUUCACCGAGCGUCGGAUAGAGCAGGGCUGCAGCCGAGGGUGUCGAGGUCUAUGGUGGGGUUUUCCGCGCCGCUGGCUCGGUCGUUUCAGCCGGGAGGGGCUGGGGCGAACGGGAGGGGCGGUGCAGGUGCGGGAGCGGGGAGGGACGGGGUGUUUAGUCCGAUUCCGGAGCAGAAUCAGAGCCAAGGGGCGUCGUUUAGGGACGGGGGAGGCUCGGCCAGCCCUGCUGCCGGUCCUGCUGGUCAUCGCCCCACCACCCCGAGAGAUCGUGUUCCUCCGAGCCAGCCCUACGCCUCAGGCUCGGUAAAUAGUGGUGCCUCGGUAGCAAGUCCAGCCGCUGCAGCAGGGAGCAGCGCAGGUCUGGGCCGAGCCAUGUCUCCAGCGUCGUCGUUUUCUCGAAGCUCCUUCAACGAGCACGGUAGGGUAAAUAGCCCCGGAAUGGUCGGGGACGACGGCGCAGGUACCGCCGGCAGGAACAGCUUCGGAUCCGCCAACUCCCGGCUCGUCCUCGCGAUAAUCGAUGUUUCCCUCGUCCCGAACCUGUACCAGUUCAUAGCAGAAGAGCUACAUAUCUUCAGGGCCAGGCUGCAGCACCAGGGGUUUGUGAUCGCGUGGCUCGUGGAGCACAACACGUCGGCGGAUACCAGGCGGUCGCUGCGUCGGUCGGGGUGUGCUGUGGCGUCCAAGCCUCUGUAUGCUUCCCGCAUGGCACCGCUGCUUGCGCUGGCGACGGCGAGGAAUGGUGUGGCGCACUCGAGUUCGAGUAUUGACAUGCCGCCGCUGCCGAGUGCAGGGGUAGGGAGGAGGGAGCAAGGGGGAGGGGGAGGCGGAGGGGGAGGCGGAGGAGGGGGUGGUGGGGGAGGUGCGGGGCCACACUGGCAUGGAGAGGACUCGAGCUGGUCGCUCCCCCCACCAGUGGAGGAGGAGGACGGGGCAGUGGACAAACAGGCGCCCGCCACGUCAGCAGCGGGAUCCCGCAGGGCGCUGCCGUCCCCGGCGUCGCUGGCAGCAGCAGCGGGCGGCAUAUCCCCCUCUGCGAGACUCAUGGCACGCGGGGGCGUGGGGGGAGGGGGAGGCGGAGCAGGGGGAGGGGCAGGGGGGUUGGGAGGAGGAGGAGCGGUGGGGUCGCCAGGAGCUGCAGCUGCUGGUGGGGGAGGGGAAGGGCCGAGGGUGGCAGCAGGGGUGGGAGGGGCGAGUGAUAGUCCGAGGGAUGGUGGCAGUGGCAAGGGGUCGACACACAGAGUGGGCCGCGCUCGAAAAACAGGAGUUCUCUGGUGGUGGAACACUGUGUGUGCGUGUGCUUGCGUGUGUCUCUCUCCCCGCCAAGUUCUUUUUCCCCUUCAUCCUCUUUCCUCUUUUUUCCCUUCAUCCUCUUUCCUCUUUUUUCCAUUCAUCCUCUUUCCUCUUUUUUCCAUUCAUCCUCUUUCCUCUUUUUCCCCUUCAUCCUCUUUCCUCUUUUUUCCCUUCAUCCUCUUUCCUCUUUUUCCCCUUUAUCCUCUUUCCUCUUUUUUCCCUUCAUCCUCUUUCCUCUUUUUCCCCUUCAUCCUCUUUCCUCUUUUUUCCCUUCAUCCUCUUACCUCUUUUUUCCCUUCAUCCUCUUUCCUCUUUUUUCCCUGGCCCCCUGCUGCUACGCUGCAGCAUUCACCGGGGGCAGCAGGGGAGGGCAACUUUGAGACAGCACUGGCAGGGAAGCGUGUGCUCAUUGCAGAGGACACAGCAUUGCUGCGCAAGGUGAGUGGGAUGGUGGCCAGGGGGGCGGGUGGGCAGUCAAAGGGGCGUAUUGUAUACGGGUUUGAGACAGCGCUGGCGGGCGAGCGCGUGCUCAUUGCUGAUGACACGGCGCUGCUGCGCAAGGUGGCGAUAAUCCGAAUGCAGAAGCUGGGGUGCGAGGUGGAGGCGGUGUGUGACGGGCAGCAGGCAGUGGACGCCAUUCUCGCCACCUACGCUGCCAGAGACACCCAGGGAGAUGCCGCCACGCACUUCGAUGCUGUGCUCAUGGACUGCCAGAUGCCGGUGCUAGAUGGUUACGGGGCGACAGCAGCCAUCAGGGCAGCGGAGGCAGGCACGCGGUUCCACACACCCAUAGUGGCGCUCACAGCCCACGCCAUGACCAGCGACGAGAAGAAGUGCCUCGAUGCGGGCAUGGACGCGUACCUCACCAAGCCCAUCGACCCCGCCCUCAUGGCGCACACACUGCUCUCCCUCAUGACCCGCUACCCGCUCUGCUGCGUUCCUCACAUUGAGAGCAUUGCGGAGGGUGAGGAGGGGAGUGUAGCAGUUGACGUUGCAGGUACAUCUGACGCCUCUGCUGCUGGGGAAGGGGUAGGCGCAUCUGGUUCUGCUCUUGGGGAGCGGCCGGUGUCUCCUGCUGCGGCUCUGGUGGUGACCAUGCAGCCGUAA
Closterium sp. Naga37s-1 is the source of this 5202-nucleotide messenger RNA. NCBI's taxonomy places the organism in Eukaryota, Viridiplantae, Streptophyta, Zygnematophyceae, Desmidiales, Closteriaceae. The record is from the annotation of a GenBank genome assembly.